AUGCUUCAUGUGCGACCUACGUAUACAUUACAAAGGUCGGAUAGAUAUAAACAAAAGACCCAUUUUAACGUUCAAACGACAAAAUUGACAACAGCAGAUUAUAUAAUGAUUUUCUCAGCUUUACGAAAUCGACGAAAUAAUAAUGUUUGCCUCAUUUCUCUAAUAAUUAUUUCGGCAAUAUUUGCCGUCGUAACGACCGUCGAAUCAAGUAAUAAUAUAAUAAAAAAAGACAUUGAUUCCUUAAUAACACCGAGAGCUUUGUACCUUCCACAAGCAAAGCGGAGUCCGCUGGAAGAUAGCCCGAAUAAAGAAUGUCCUCCGUGUUUUGAUUGUCAUUUAUCUAUUUUUGAGUGCUCGCAUUUCGCGAAUUGUAGUGAUUUUGAUGGGAAGUGCCAGUGUCCUCCUGGGUUUGGUGGGGAAGACUGUUCGAAACCUCUUUGUAAUUCUUUGGCUGAUGGAUCUAAUCGUCGGACACGAGGAGACAAUCAAGUUUGUGAAUGCGCUGAAGGAUGGACAGGAAUAAAUUGUAAUGUUUGCCAUUCCGAUUUUGCAUGUGAUCCGCUUGUUCCGACAGGAAUGAACGGUACUUGUUAUAAAGGCGGAUUAACAGUAAACGAAAAUUUUCAGAUGUGUGAUGUCACAAACAGGAAAAUUCUUGAUAUGCUUCCUGAUCAACCACCUCAAGUUACCUUUUCGUGUAAUCGUCCCGACGAAACCUGUGACUUUCAAUUCUGGAUAAAUCAAACCGAAUCCUUUUAUUGCCACCUGGACGAAUGUGCAUUCAGUCUUGACGUGACUUAUGAUAAAAACAUCACCGAAUAUAACUGUAAAAACAUUAAAUGUAAAUGUAGGGAAGGUGAAAUGUUGUGCGGAAAGGAUGGAAGCAUUGAUCUUUCUGAAUGGCUCGUAGAGGAAAUCAAAGGACCUGGCGAUUUCAAAUGUUAUAAUUCUGAAGAUUAUCAUUUUAUCUCUCUGAAAUGCGGUGGUGGCGAAUGUCUUCAUUAUACUCAAGUUCCAGGAUUUGUCAGACCACCUAAACCCGAAAACUCAAAAAUGAUAAUUGCAUCUAUUGUUGCGGUGUUGGUGUUUGUCAUAGGUGUCUUUCAUCUAUCCCGUAAUUGGAAAACAUCCGACAACUACGGACUCAUACAACUUCCUGAUGACGAGUCUUCAAAACUCAUGGCUGACCACGUCCCCGCAACAUUGCUUUUCCAAGAUAUUAGUUACUACGUCGGCGAGAAACAAGUCCUGAAUUCGAUACACGGGAUUGUACAUCCUGCCAAAAGGAAUAAGGCUGGGAUUGUGAGCGGCGAUAUUUAUGUGAAUGGACGUGUGGUCGAGGACCGGGUGUAUAAGAGUGUUGUUGGAUAUGUGGAUCAAGAAGACCAUUUAUUGCCUACGUUGACUGUAUAUGAAACUAUAUUGUAUUCUGCUUUAUUAAGAUUGCCACGAGAGAUGUCGUUGGAAGCUAAAAAGUUUAGAGUAAUCGAGACAAUGAGCGAACUUGGUAUUCUAGAAAUUAAAGAUUCCAAAAUUGGUGAAUCUGGCGCACGAUCAAUAUCCGGUGGCGAGAAACGUCGCGUCUCUAUCGCCUGCGAGCUAGUCACCUCACCAUCCAUCCUAUUCCUCGAUGAGCCAACUUCAGGUCUUGACGCGUAUAACGCUUACAACGUUGUCGAAUGCCUUGUUACGCUAGCGAGAAAUUACAACCGCACGGUCGUGUGUACAAUUCAUCAGCCACGAAGUAAUAUUUUUGCGUUGUUUGAUCAGUUGUUGUUGCUCGCCGAAGGACAUAUGGUUUAUUCGGGAGAGGCGAGCAAGUGUCAAGAAUAUUUCGAAAGUAUUGGACACAAGUGUCCGCCGGGCUUCAAUAUUGCUGACUAUUUGGUGGAUUUGACAAUGUAUGCCGUAAAGCCACGUGAUGAAGAGAUCGUAGAUGACUUGCCUGAAGGAACAUCCACUGCCAUAUCCACGUCACCAGCAAAUGCUACUAAUGAUGGUCCCGAAUCAACACCUGUUUCACGUUUUGCCGCCAACAAUCGACCGCCACUUCGUAAUCGAGCAUCUAUUCAUGAUAUACAAGAUCUUCAACUUUACGCUCCGCAGCCACCCUCGAAUCAACAUGAACAAGAAAACUCACCAUUACUGGAAUUAAAUGAUAGAUCGCGCCCGGGAAGCACGGAUGAUAUUGGUCUGGAUGUUGAGACUGAGGGUAUGAGUGAACAUUUAAGAAUGUUAGUUGAAAGAUAUCGACGAAGUUUGGUUGCUCUACAAGUGAAAGAUGAAAUAGAUCGUACCGUAAAUAGAAAUCCAAUGCUUAUGUUAACACAUUAUUGCAUCAGUGUAUAUCUAGCAAUACUAUGUGGUGCAUUAUAUUAUAAAGUAACGAACGAUAUUGCCGGUUUCCAAAACCGAAUGGGUGUAUUAUUCUUUAUGUGCGCUCUUUUCGGAUUUGGAUGUCUAAGCUCUAUCCAUAUAUUUGCUUCCGAACGAAUAUUAUUUGUGAAAGAACGAGCUAAUGGAUAUUACGCACCAAUAACAUAUUUCGCAUCAAAGGUCAUCUUUGAUAUAAUACCUUUACGUGUUGUUCCGCCGAUUCUGAUGGGUGUUAUCAUUUAUCACAUGGUUGGCCUGGUGAAUGGCACAAGCGAAUUCUGCAAAUUCAUACUGGUCUUGGUGUUGUUCAAUCUCACGGCCGCUAGCAUAUGUCUGUGUAUCGGAAUUAUCUUUAAAGAAGUUGGCGUUGCCAGUUUGCUUAGUAGUUUGAUUAUGCUGUUUAGUAUGUUGUUUGGCGGAUUGUUCUUAAAUAAAGAUUCAAUUCCUGAAUAUCUGGCGUGGUUGAAAAACCUUUCAUUCUUUAAUUAUGCUUUCGAGGCAUUACUCGUCAACGAAGUUGUGUAUUUGCAACUUACAGAACAGAAAUUUGGCCUUUCGAUUGAUGUGCCUGGUGCAACGAUAUUAACUACUUUUGGAUUCGACGCGUCUGCUUACUGGACAGACGUGCUAAAACUCACUACUUUAUUUGUUUCAGCUCUUGUACUCUCGUUUCUAUGUCUACAAUUCUUUGUUAAAGAAAAACGCUGA
Messenger RNA from Ambispora leptoticha, 3084 nucleotides. The record is from the annotation of a GenBank genome assembly. Lineage: Eukaryota; Fungi; Glomeromycota; Glomeromycetes; Archaeosporales; Ambisporaceae.